UUUGUGAUUAACAGACAAACCCCGGAAAAUGUUGAACUGUGCAUAAAAUUACAAAGGAGGGAAAAAAAGAAAGAAAGGAAGGUACUGGAUUUUUUAAAACAUCCAAAUCGAGAAUCCAUGGUGAUUUGAAUGAACCUCAAACUAGAUUUUGUAAUAUCAGAGCUAUAAUUGGUGGUGGUAUUGAACAUGAUUUGAUUUUCCAAAUAGAGAAAUCAAGCUACUGGUUUUUGGCAACUCAUGUUUAAUCUACUUUACAAAACAUGCAGAAACUUAUUCUCCUUACCCUAAUCUCAUUCCUUCAUUGGUUAUGGCACACAUUUGUUUUACUACAAUUCCAUUGUUUUGAUUUUGAUUUUGAUUUGAGUGCGACAAGAAAGAGGUUAGAUACAUAUGAAAAUCAUGGUGUUAAGUCUGAUAGAAAGAUUAUCAUCACAUGUAUCCUACAAUGUCAUCUCUUGCCUAUCUGAAUCUCAAUGUCAGAGCACUCUGUAAAGAGAGUUGCUUGAAGAAUGCAACACAUUUUCUGCUGACCACACUCAAUACACAUGUUUACUCUGCUCCAUAUAUUCAUCUAUUGCAGAUCUUCAUUGCUAAGAAAUUCUUUUCAGAGGGUAAACAAAUCCAUUCCUACAUUACUGAGAGGGGAUUCACAUUCACCAUCGACACAUUUUUACAAAAUAGACUUCUUAACAUGUAUGACAAAUGUGGAAGUUUGGCUGAUACUUCCAAAGUUUUCGACCACAUGAUUGAACCAGACGUCUUCUCAUGGAAUAUGAUAAUUGCAGCUCACAAAAGCCAUGGGUUUCUUCAAGAGGCAUUGGCAUUGUUUAACCAAAUGCAACGAACAGGUAUCCAACUCAACGAAUUUACCUUUUCAACUGUUCUCCCUGUAUGUGCCAAUGAAGAUUCUAUAAGACACAGUUUGCAGAUUCAUGGAAAAGUUAUUAGAUGUGGAUUCCAAUCCAAUGUUGUCGUGAUGAAUACGCUAAUAGAUAUAUAUGCAAAAUUUGGAAAUAUGCACAAGGCAGGCCAACUGUUUGAUAAAAUGCCUAAGCGAGACGUGGUCUCAUGGGCUGCAGUCCUUGCUGGAUAUAAACGAAAUGGAUUUAUUGAAAAAUCCUUGGAGGUUUUUAAACUAAUGCAGUUGGCAGGCUUAACACCCAACUCGGCAACCUUUGCUAGCAUGCUCCCAGUGUGUGCCAAAUUGGGAGCCUUGGAACAGGGUAUCGAUAUCCAUAGAAAAAUAAUUGAAAAUGGAUUGAUGUCAGAUGUUGCUGUUAUGACCUCCCUGAUAGACCUGUAUGCCAAAUGUGGUCGGAUAGCUAAGGCGCGUCAGUUGUUUGACAACAUGCAUAAUGCAGACGUCGUCUCAUGGAAUGCUAUGAUUACAGGAUAUUCACAAAAUGGUGUUCCUGACGAGGCUUUAAAGCUUUUAAAAGAAAUGCCUCAAUCAAAUGUAGUGUCUUGGACUGCAAUCAUAUCUGGAUAUGCACAAAAUGGGCUUUCUGAAAAAGCCUUGGAGAUUUUUAAGCAAAUGCAAUUUUUAAGUGUAAAUCCAAAAUCUACAACUUUCGUCAGUGCCCUAACUGCCUGCGGAAAAAUAGGAAGUGUAGAGCAGGGUAUGGAAAUCCAUCAAAAAAUAAUUGAGCGGGGGAUUUUGUGGGAUGUUGUAGUUAUGACUGCCUUGAUAGACAUGUAUGCCAAAUGUGGAAGACUACAGAAGGCACAUGAACUGUUUGACAAAAUGCCUCAACGAGAUGUGGCCUCAUGGACUGCAGUCAUCUCUGGAUAUGCACAAGAUGGGCUUCCUAGCAAAGCCUUAGAGAUUUUUAAACAAAUGCAAUUGGCAGGUGUAAAGCCAGACUCAUUAAUCUUUGUCAGCGUCCUCCCAGCUUGUGCUAAAGUUGGAGCUUUGGAGUGGGGUAUGGAAAUCCAUGAAAGAAUUAUUGAAAGCUUAUUUUUGUGUGAUGUGGUUGUGACUGCCCUAAUAGACAUGUAUGCAAAAUGUGGUAGCAUACAGAAGGCACGCGAGUUGUUUGAUAACAUGCAUCGUCCAGAUUUGGCUUCAUGGAAUGCAAUGAUUGCAGGAUAUGCGAUGCAUGGAUAUAUCAAAGAUGCCCUAAGACUCUUUGAACUAAUGAGACACUUUCAAACUAAGCCAGACCGUGUAAGCUUACUUCAUGUUUUAUUUGCAUGCAGCCAUGCAGGUUUAGUAGAUGAGGGCUGUAGAUACUUGAAUAGCAUGAGUGACUCUUAUCGCAUUAUGCCUACAAUAGAUCACUACAUAUGCUUGGUUGACCUUCUUGGCCGUGCUGGUCAUCUGGAGGAAUCUCUAAACUUUGUUAUCAAAAUGCCAGUGAAACCUGAUAUGGUUGUGUGGAUGUGUUUACUUAGUGCUUGUAGAUCACACAAGGAUGUAGGUCUAGGAGGAUUUGUUGGAAAACACCUCUUCGAUUUGGAUCCUCAAAAUGCUGCACCUUGUGUUCUUCUUUCAAAUCUUUAUGCAGAAUUAGGCAGAUGGGGUGAUGUUCAAAAGGUGAGAAGAUUGAUGAAAAAUAAAGGCAUUAAAAAGACACCUGGGUUUAGUUGGAUUUAAGUACAUAAACUGGUGCAUGCUUAUUGUGUAGGAGACAACAAAGAGAGAUAUGGAAUGUCGGAAAAAUUCUGUAGGGAGAUGAAGGCAGCUGUAUGUAUCCCAGACACAAGACCUGUUUUGAAUGAUGCAGAGAAGGAGAAGGAAUCAAUCCUUUACGACAGUGUAAUCUGGGUUGUUAAACUUUUCCCUGGGACAGCCAUUACAGUUGUGAGAACUGUUUGUGGUGACUGCCCAACUGCAACCAAAUUUAUUCUGUUAAAUUUUGUUGCAAUAGAAAUAGUUCCGAGAGAUGCAUACGGUUCCAAGCAUUUCAAAACAGGCAAUGUUCUUGUGGAGGCUGUUAGUGAUCUUAAGUGAAGAAAGCCACAAUACAGGUUGCACUAUAACAAGUUGUGUGGUAUCUAGUAAGAAGGAAGCUGGCAAAUCUCUGGUACUGAAAAGACAGAGAAACAGAAGAAUGAAAAAUUUGAAAGGAGAGUAAUGCUUGAAGGAAAUGGAAUUCUGCCUUGCCAAGGAGAGGAAUGCUUGAAGGAAAUGGAAUUCUGCCUUGCCAGCAUGAAAUGGGAGAGGUCUUACAAUCAAGCCAUUGCUUGUGUAGGAUGAUGAAAGCAUCUCUUCAUCACUAUUUAAUCCUUCAUGUGCUGAUUAAUUCCAUCAUCUUCUACCUAUGUCAAGUCUUCCACUGAGGCCUAGAUUACAUGUCCCAAAUUGUAUGUGCAAAUUUACUUUUGUGCAGGUGGAUUUUGAGCUCUACAUGAUAAUGGAAUAUCAAGCACAUCUUGCUUUCAAUUAGAACCAUUCCCCUGGCAGGUUAACUGCUAAACACUGUUAUUUAAAUGUGGUUAAUGGAAUUCCUAAUGGAAGUGAAAAAUCACAACCCUUGGGUAGGUUAACUAUUGAAUGCUAUUGUUUGAAUCUGGUUACUAGAAUUCCUGAGUGGAGAGAACUGAGAAAACCAUGAUGGUUUUUGUCGCGUUCAAAGACAAUUUUUUUGUAUGAGGGUUAACCAUCCGAUGAUCAAUUUUUUCAACAUG
This is a messenger RNA of Cryptomeria japonica (Japanese cedar), 3630 nucleotides long. Its product is annotated as pentatricopeptide repeat-containing protein At2g13600-like. The coding region runs from base 434 to 2596 and encodes 720 amino acids. The transcript has 2 exons. The record is from RefSeq and is a predicted model, not a curated record. Gene Ontology annotation, molecular function: protein binding; RNA binding. NCBI's taxonomy places the organism in Eukaryota, Viridiplantae, Streptophyta, Pinopsida, Cupressales, Cupressaceae. Gene Ontology annotation, biological process: RNA modification.